AUGGAAAAAGAGCAAUAUCGGUCGGUGAUUCGAUCCUUGUUUUUGGACGAGAAAUCACGCAGCGAAAUCAAAGAGCGCUUGGAUGCUGUAUACGGUGACUCUUCUCCUUCGAUGGCGACCGUCAAAAAUUGGUUUAACGAGUUUCAACGUGGUCGCACGUCGGUUUUUGAUGAGCCACGCCCAAGUGCCCCGAAAACGGCUACCACGGAGUGUAACGUGACUAAAUUCCACGAUCUCAUAUUGGCAGACCGACGAUUGAAGGUGCGCGAAAUAGCUGAAACAGUAGGCAUCUCAAAAGACCGCGUGGGUCAUACCCUGCAUGAAAUUUUGGGCAUGAGAAAGCUGUUGCCGCGAUGGGUGCCGCGUUUGGUCACUUCGGUCAACAAGCGCAACCGUGAGACCACUUCAGAGCAGUGUUUGACGCUGUUUAAGCGCAACCCGAAGAAGUUUCUGCGUCGUUUCGUGACCAUCGACGAAACAUGGAUCCACUGGUACACACCAGAGACCAAGGAACAAGGAGUAGAAUGA
Messenger RNA from Toxorhynchites rutilus septentrionalis, 528 nucleotides. RefSeq lists its product as uncharacterized. Lineage: Eukaryota; Metazoa; Arthropoda; Insecta; Diptera; Culicidae. The coding region runs from base 1 to 528 and encodes 175 amino acids. The record is from RefSeq and is a predicted model, not a curated record. Gene Ontology annotation, molecular function: nucleic acid binding. The transcript has a single exon.